Messenger RNA from Pseudophryne corroboree (corroboree frog), 1644 nucleotides. It is a transcript of the gene ATPAF1, whose product is annotated as ATP synthase mitochondrial F1 complex assembly factor 1. Bases 89 to 1222 code for a protein of 377 amino acids. The record is from RefSeq and is a predicted model, not a curated record. The transcript has 10 exons. Lineage: Eukaryota; Metazoa; Chordata; Amphibia; Anura; Myobatrachidae. Gene Ontology annotation, cellular component: mitochondrion. Gene Ontology annotation, biological process: mitochondrial proton-transporting ATP synthase complex assembly.
AGUACUAGCCAGUGUGUGAGCGGAACGCUGUGAGCCGAGCGCCUGUUUCAGGACGGUAGAGUGACGGGUGCACCGCCAGCCGGCCCGAAUGUGGCCUGCUAGCGACGGCAAGAUGGCGGCCGCCGUAGUGCAAAUGUGCCUGGGAUUUAGAGGUGUCCUGGCGAUCAGGAGCCGCGUGGGGGGAGCGGGGGCACUCGGUCUGGUGUCCUCGCAGCUUCGCACUUUCUCGGUGCGGAAGGAGCCGGAGUUGGAGGAAAACCCUUACUACGGGAAAUAUCGGGACAAGAUCCAGCAGCUGCGCCGCUCGGACCCAGGAGCGUUUGAGGCUCGCAUGGAAAAGCAGAAGGAGGUUAAGCAGCAGCCACUUGGCACUUCUAGACAAGCAGAGUACAUCCGAUCAGUGGAGGAGAAGGUGACAUCAGGUUCAGUGAAAGACGGUUCCACAAAAAAUAAGAUGCUGAACUCACUCCUAAAUCUAGAGCUAGUGACAGACAAGAAUGCUGAGGAUAUUAAACAGAUAUGGAAUGAGUAUUUUUCCACAAAAGACACCGUAUAUGCAGUUAUACCUGGAGAGGCGUUUGAGCUCAUAUGGCGACGAGCGCAGUCAUGUCCCUCUGGUGUGCAUGUGUGUUCUUAUCGCCUUUUUAGGGCUAUCUAUGAUGCUCCUGCCUUGAGCUUUGGAAUACAACUGAUUUGCCUGAGCAAGGAGGCGGGUAUAUAUGCACGGGCCCGUUACAUGCUUGGAGGCCGGAAAAGCUUUGACCGAUUGGUGCAAAUCCGCUGUCGCUUCAUCAUAUCCCAUUGUUGUCCUGUGGAUCCUGUGGACUUAGGAGAAAUACCGUUAUCAAUGUUCCUAUAUGCAUUGCCGCGGAAUGAGGGAUACGAGUUUUAUGUGGGUCAGUGGUCUGGAUUGGAGCUUCAUUUCACUACACUUAUCAAUGUCCAGACAGCCGGUGAGACAGCGCCCAGUCAGCUGAUCUUAUAUCAUUACAACGAGCUCCAGAAGGACAAAGGAAUUGUGUUAAUGAACUCUGAACAUGACACCAAAUUCCUGAAUGCCCAGGAAGCGCAGUGCUUGGCCAAUCAGGUGCAGCUCUUCUAUUCUGGUGACCUGUUUACACUGGUGGAGACCUUCAAUCACAAUUCCAGUGAUUUUAAGUACAUGGCUGUAGUUUCUGCCCUGGAGCAGUAUGGACUGGGCAAAGCCCAAGGGCAGCACUAGCCCAGAGGACGUGACUUUGAUAUAUCACUGCGUAUUGAAAAGACGAGUUAUACAUCUCUUGCACUUAUUCCGACGAGGAUUCCCCCUACGCAUUUGUGUGUUCCAAGUAAAGCAGGACAGCUGGACAUUUUAUUGUGCUGAGGAGCGUACAAGUGGUUUGUUACUGGUGCUGUAAUCUCUCAUCUAACACCGUGAUAAGUCUGAGAAGAGGAUUCAAGGCUGUGUUAUUUGAUCCUGUGCCUCCAUUAUAAUUCGAGUUUUGUUUGUCUUUUAUUUAUAAUUUGUUCAUGAGUUAUGCCGACUUUAUUGAUACAGAAACUUAUUUUUUUAUUUGUUUUUGAUCGUAAAACUUUAUUGAAAAAUCAAUAACAGACACAAGUAACAAAAUAUAAAUCACCAAUAAAGGUUGCGUGACAAAGGAA